CUGUGUACCCAUACAAUGGAACAUAUAAUUGUAUGUCGAUUAAAAAAUUGCAUGCCUCACUAAUACAUACUGAAACGCCGUUUUAUAGCUUUGAGAAUUUAAUUGAAAUACAACUUAACCGGAAAUGAAAUAAAAACCGCAUCACCAUGUCAUCCGUCAGUAUGUUUAUGAUGAGCGUGGCUUUAACCUACAGUGCUCCCUUUCAAAAUAGCACGGUUUCCCUGAAUUCUACAAGAAGUUCUAGUUUCAGUGACUCUGAAACUCCAGACAAACCUAUCCUUCGAAAUCUGGAAGACAAUACUCCAGGAAAGUGUUGUACUGAUCCAUUAAAAAAGUGUUGCCCGUACGAUUAUGAUGUCAAUAAAUGUGAAAGCAUAGACAGCAGGAAGUUGUGUGGCUAUAAUAAGAACCAGAAGAAACCUGACAGCGUACCAGUUCACGUUACCAAGAUGGGUCUGGAUUGUCGGGUUGUUGAGGAACGCGUUGAGUGUGGAUACGAGAAAGGACCUGACACUGCGAAUCCGGAAUCUAGAACUGAACCUCAAAAAACUUCGUAACUGUAUAAGUAGUCACUAUAGUC
Messenger RNA from Cydia strobilella, 580 nucleotides. RefSeq lists its product as uncharacterized. The record is from RefSeq and is a predicted model, not a curated record. The coding region runs from base 147 to 557 and encodes 136 amino acids. The transcript has 2 exons. NCBI's taxonomy places the organism in Eukaryota, Metazoa, Arthropoda, Insecta, Lepidoptera, Tortricidae.